This is a messenger RNA of Cotesia congregata, 2018 nucleotides long. The record is from the annotation of a GenBank genome assembly. NCBI's taxonomy places the organism in Eukaryota, Metazoa, Arthropoda, Insecta, Hymenoptera, Braconidae.
AUGGCUGCGACGAGAAAGUUGCAAGGUGAAAUAGACAGGUGCCUUAAGAAAGUUUCCGAGGGUGUGGAAACGUUCGAGGACAUCUGGCAGAAGGUACACAAUGCCACCAACAGCAAUCAGAAGGAAAAAUAUGAGGCUGAUCUCAAAAAGGAAAUCAAGAAACUCCAGAGGUUACGCGAUCAGAUUAAAAGCUGGAUCGCUUCUGGAGAGAUAAAGGAUAAAAGUACUUUAUAUGAAAACAGAAAAUUAAUUGAAACGCAAAUGGAACGAUUUAAAGUGGUAGAAAGAGAAACAAAAACGAAAGCAUACUCAAAAGAAGGACUAGGAGCAGCUCAGAAGCUUGACCCAGCUCAAAAAGAACGAGAAGAAGUGAGCAACUGGCUAGCGAAUUCAAUAGAAACGCUAAAUUUACAACUAGACACCUUCGAGUCCGAGAUCGAAUCCCUGCUGGCAGGAAAGAAAAAGAGGCUGGACAAAGACAAGCAGGACAGGAUGGACGAGUUAAAGUCCAAGCUAGACAGACACCGGUACCAUAUACGUAAACUGGAAACCUUACUCCGCAUGCUGGACAACAUGUCUGUGGAAGUAAAUACGAUAAAGCGAAUAAAAGACGACGUGGAGUACUACAUAGAGUCCUCUCAGGAGCCGGACUUUGAAGAGAACGAGUACAUCUACGACGACAUAAUCGGGCUGGACGAGGUGGAGCUUUCGGGAGUGGGAAUCCCUUCGUCGGCGACCACCGACAGCAACAACAGCAACGAGACCGGCGGGACUCCGACCUCGACGAACUCUUGCUCGUCUCCGAUACCGUCUCCACCUCUCAGCUCGACGAUGCACAAUCACUCGAGCGAUAGUUCCACAGAUAAUGACAAAAAGCCCAAGGUCGAGACAGUUACUCCCGUUAAGCCGACAGCAGUGAGGCCGCUAUUGAACUCGUCACAAACGAGCAUUCCAGCGACGGGUAGUCCUGCCAACAAUAAUAAUAAACCUAGUACGUUAACGAGCAGUACGCCGAGUAAAAUCAUUCCCAUGACACCUAGCCAUAGCUCGCCUAAUUCAAAUAGUAAUCAUGUUGCCACCAGUAAUGCCGCUCAAAACAGUGAGAAUGGCCUUUUAUCAUCGUCAAUGUCUAGCAUAACUUCACCAGUAUCUCAAUCACUAUCCCAGCAGCAACUAUCGCAAUCCCAACAGCAGUUAUCAACGUCAUCGCAGCUCCAAUCACCAGCACCAGCGCCUCAACACCAGUCCAUAACGCAGCUGACACCACAGCCCCAACAAGUACCACCAGCUCAAGUGCAAAGCGUGACGCAGCUGCAGCUGAGCUCGGGAAACCCUGCGGCCCCGAGCUCUGGGUCGAAUAUUUCUUCAGGACACUUGCUGCACCAGCCGAGCCAGAACCACAACAGCAACGAGACGGAAAUAACGACGCCGGUACCACCGGCUUCACCGCACUCGUCAGCCAGCAGCAGGCCCUCGCCAGUAAAUGCCAGCUCUCCAAUUCCCUCCACUGCCAACGGUCUCAUAUCUAAAAUCCCCGACGGCAUGUCGACUCUCAAGUCGAUGGCCCAGCAAGUCAUCGUAAGAGCUGGACUCGAGAUACCACCUGGUGAACCCACCAGAAAUAUUUUUGAUAAUUCUAAGACAAACAAUGCCACCAGUGAAGCCCAUAUUCCGCCGUUACUGGGUGUUGCACCUCUCGGCCCGGUGCAACUGCCUCACUCGGAUACUGUCGAAUUCUUCCAACGACUGUCAACAGAGACGCUUUUCUUUAUAUUUUAUUACAUGGAAGGUUCUAAGGGCCAGUAUUUGGCAGCCAAAGCACUCAAAAAACAAAGCUGGAGGUUUCACACUAAGUAUAUGAUGUGGUUCCAAAGGCACGAAGAGCCAAAAAUAAUCAAUGAGGAGUAUGAACAAGGCACAUACAUCUACUUUGAUUACGAAAAAUGGGGACAAAGAAAAAAAGAAGGCUUUACUUUCGAGUACAAGUACUUAGAAGACAGAGAUCUUAAUUAAGAAAG